Molecule: messenger RNA, 1611 nt
Organism: Vigna umbellata (rice bean)
Lineage: Eukaryota; Viridiplantae; Streptophyta; Magnoliopsida; Fabales; Fabaceae
Source: RefSeq, a predicted model, not a curated record
UUGCGAGAACUUCUAUUGCAAUCAAUCAAAUAUGAUGGAAGUGAGCCUUCGAUGUAAGGAGGAGCAAGAAGCUGCUACUACUAAUGAAGUUGACGAGCCUAGGGAGAGGGGAUUGUGGCAACCAAUAGAGUCAAUAAAUCAAGAGAACCAUCAACAAAAUGCAGGUGGAAAGUUGGACGUGUUCAUUUAAAUGGUGGUCGUUAUUUCUGUCUAUAAGGCUUUAUUUGAACUUCUCUUGUUUUUUGUCGUGUUUCAGAUACGAUUGUGAAGCCUAAAAGAAAGGGAAGAGGACAGACAAGAGGGUUGUCACUUCAAAUGAAGCGUCAACAGAGUGUAGAUGGAAAGUUGGAUGUUCUCAUUCAUCCUACAAAGCUGGCGGCAAUAGGUCCUGGCCGCAGUGAUUUCAUUACUGAUCUUUCUCUUAUUGUUCGUCAGAAUGCACGUCUUAAUGUGCGCCAGUGGAAGAAGGUUCCACAAAGUACUAGGGAUACAAUAGUGCAAAAUAUUCUGAACAAUUGGAGACUUCCACAUACAGAUAUGGUACGGAAGGCUAUUCUGCAUGAAGCGGGCCGUUUAUAUCAGAAUUGGCGCAGCAGGCUUCAUGAGUAUUACUUAAAGUUUGAAACAAAGGACGAGGCCUUGAAGCAUGUCCCUAGUGAUGUUAAUGAUUCUGAUUGGCAGUUUUUGGUUGAUUAUUUUAGCAGCCCUUAUUUUGAGAUAAUGAGUGCAAAAAACAAGGCAAAUAAGGCAAAACAGCUGAUAAAACAUACUACUGGGUCAAAAUCCUUUCUAGCAACCAGCUAUGAUGCACGUGACCCAGUGACAGGAACGGAGCCCGAUAUGCAGACUUUUUGGCAGUUGACACACAAAAGGGGAAAUGGGGAAUGGAUUGACGAAGCAUCUAAGGAAAUCAAUGACAAAGCUGCUCAACAAAUUAAUGAGAAAAGAUGCCAAAUAGUAUAUUCACAGGAAGGGGGAGAAACAAAUGAAGAAGAAAUUAUUAGUACUGCCUUCCAAACAUUGGUUGGUAAGAAAUCAUAUGUCCGUGGUUUUGGUCCUUUUGGAGCAGAACUAAGGUCAUCAUCGUCAUCGAGCUCCAAUAAAAUUCAACAGCUGCAGGCUGAAUUAGAUGCUCAAAAGAGAGAGACAGAGAAUGCUAGGAAAGAAUGCGAUGAAAUAAGAGCUAGACUUGUUGAGGUUGAGUCCCAUCUAGAGGAUGAGCGGCUGAAACGCAUAGAGCUAGAGGCUCGUCUCUUAGAUCGUCAAAAUGAGAUGCAGGAGAUCAGCUGUCAGGUUCAGAACACCAUCCAGGCUGCAUUGUCUCAGUAUCUUCCUCCAAAAAGCGAAGCCGAGACCUCAACGAAGAAUAAAAGAAAGAUCGCAGAGCUUGAAGCACAGCUCCAUGAAGCAGAGGAUGUGAUAACAGAUAUUAGAUCAGAACUAAUUAAAUAUCGCAAGGAUCAGGAAAGUUAGAAUGAAGUGGUUCAUAUGCUACAAUCUUAGUACUAAAUUUCUUUUGGCCUAUGCUUAUUAUGUUCGAGUAGCUGUUACUGCUAACUGGUAAACAGACUUAUUUAUAUUAUAUGCUUUUUCAUCUCUGAGGAAUCAAUU